This is a messenger RNA of Pristis pectinata (smalltooth sawfish), 1813 nucleotides long. RefSeq names its product centromere protein L (gene cenpl). Lineage: Eukaryota; Metazoa; Chordata; Chondrichthyes; Rhinopristiformes; Pristidae. The transcript has 5 exons. The record is from RefSeq and is a predicted model, not a curated record. Bases 218 to 1264 code for a protein of 348 amino acids.
CUGGUUUAAACCGAGCGGGAAGCGGCUCAGCCCGGACACGGAGCGGCGGCUGUGGGGAGAGACCCGUCCGGCAUAGCCCGGAGCCGCGGCCGUUUCACGUCGAGCUGCUGCGCCGGGAAUCGCCGGAUGGUGGGUUUCUGAACCAGGAGUUUCAUCAACAGCGGGCCCGGGUGGGCGGUGAGCCUCGUCUCCAGCCCGGGCAGGAUGAAGGUUUGACAUGGAGCACUUGACACCACCUUGCAAGGCUGGAAUGGCACACAUGGGUGUGUGUUUUACCCAAGCAGACACUUCUUCGGUAGUUCUGAGGACAGUACGGAAGCAUACGCCAUUUCGUCAGACUCCAGCUAGACGAAGGAUUUCGAGAUCAGACUGGCCAGUAGAGAAUCCAGAGCAGAUCGCACUGUUGUUGCAGAAACAAUGGCGUCUAUAUCAUCUGACACCACUGUACAGAUUCUCUUACACCAUGCUGAAGAAAUACUCAAAUGAGUUGUCCGUGUUCAUCGCUUCCGAGAAGAAAAAAGGAAUGGCAGUUGAAGUGGGAAUUGAGCUUGCUAGCAAAGCUAAAUUCUCCAUGCUUGCAGGUCUCCGAGCUACUGAAAGUGAUCCAGAGGCAGUCUUCAUACAGAUAACAUCAAAGACUCCAGUGCAACAAGCAGCUGAUGAGAAGGUGGUGUGGUCUGGGUGGCUAUGCUGUGUUGAUGGAGACUUGGGCUUCUUGGCAUCUCUCCCUGUGGAAUUCACCUGUUUACCAUUGCUUUUUGCCAAUGGCCCUGAAACAGUAACAGCUAUUGUUGGGGAAUGGUUGCAGAAAACAUUUGACUGUUACAUCAGUGCUUUCCCCAUCAGUUCUGAGAACCUGACAUGGAUGGCUGCCAUGUGGGCCAAUUGUUUUUCUGACUGUAUCCAUCGUGUAAUGGAACUAGAAUGGUCUGUGCCCCCUGUGCAACUGACCAUUUCCCUGAGUAUUCACCCAGAGGAUGCUAAGGCAUUGUGGGACAGUAUCCAUGGAGAUGAAGAUGAAAUCACUAUUGAGGAGGUAGAGUUAUUCAUGAGCAGCCUUCAUUCACAUUUCUACAGGCAUUUUGGGGUGCGGCUUGCAGCUACACGCCUGGUAAAGGUGACAACAGCUGUAGCAUCUGCUCACUGUGAUGGGAAAUUAAAGCUGUUCAACAGCAAGCAUAUAGACCAUGUGCUGCCAUUCCUAACUGAGCUGGCUUUUCAUCAGAUACAGUACCAACCUCGUCUCUGCACUAGUAUGGAUUAAAUUUGACUGGAUCACAAAACUCGUUCCUCAGCCACAACAGCAGACUGAUAUUUUUCUUCUAGAAACAACCAGUUACUGGCUGAAUGACAUGCUGACAGGAGAAAAUGAACAUGUGAAUACAGAGCUACCAAAACGUUUGACUUGCGUGCUCCCUCUAUCCAAUGCAAUAUUUUUCUCCAGGAAACCAGCUAUUCUUUACAUCCUUGGGCAGCAUAGAAACUAUGUAGCUAUCAGCUUCACCAUUUUUAAUGGAGGGACCAUAUCCCAUUUUUUAAUUUGCAUUGCACAAAACCUUAUUAAAAUACUUUCACACCUUAACGGAUGCCACUUCUGUAAUCAAUGAGUAAUUUUAAACUAAUUUUUCAUACGUAACUUCAUGAGUAGCAAAAGAUAAUUACAAAACUGUUAUAAUUUUAAUGACAACUAACUUGCUCUAUAGGGAAAACUAGAAUUUCCAAGUUUAGUAAACACCAUGCAACUACAUUUCUUUCUUCUGCAUUGCCAUAAUUUACUGUACAAUAGACAUCUAAUCUGAAGUUGUUAAUUUUA